AUAGUUAUGCGGAAGUAGAUUGUCGUCAUUUCCUGUAGGUUCUCUGGAUGCACUGAGUUGUAUUUCCAACCGCUUCUUGUGAAGGGGAAGGGAAGAUGUCAGGUGCUGGGGGAGGAAAACGUCCCUCGGGUGGGGACAGCCCCCCUGGCCCACCUGAGAAGAAAAGCAAAAAAGAGGAAAAAACCACCACGACCCUCAUUGAGCCAAUACGCAUAGCUGGGGUCUCCUCCACGGAGGAAAUGGACAUGAAGGUCCUCCAGUUCAAGAAUAAGAAGCUGUGUGAGCGCUUGGAGCAGAGACAGACCAUGGAGGAUGAGUUACGAGAAAAAAUUGAGAAGCUGGAGAAGAGACAAGCAACAGAUGACACCACCCUGCUUAUUGUCAACCGCUACUGGUCGCAGUUGGACCAGAAUGUUCACGUUCUACGCAAACGCAUUGAGCCGGAUCCUCCUGUGACAUCCAUCCCUGCCCCACCUGCGCCCCCACUGCCUGAAUCCACACCAAUCGAGGAAGAUGGACUGAGCCUGGCCACGCCAGCUUUUGGUGUGCCCCCACCCCCCCUGCCAGAGGGCCACUAUGAAGGGGACCAAGCAGAGGAGCGUCAGGAAGAGAAGAAGCAGCCCCCUCUUCCUACUGGCUCAGAAGAGUUGUUGACACCCACAGACUCGCCACACGACUCAUCAGCAGAUGCGUUGCUACCCGCCGCUCCACUCAGUGAGAAUGCCAAAGGCUUCCUGGCUACACUGGAGCACAGCAGCGAGGAGGAGCUCACCCUCCGCUUACAAGACCGCAUGCAGUUCAGCAAGGAAGCCAUCGCCUGCUUGGUCUGUGUCUUUGACCGGCUGCACAGCCGCAUCGACAACAUGUGCAAGCAGGUCCAGGCUGCAGCGUUUGAGGACGAUAGUCAGUCUGACAUCGUCCAUGUGAACCACACUCUGCUGGACGAGAACACUCGACUGCGAGACCUGGCCACUCUGCUGCAGGGUCGACACCACAAGAUGUCCAUGGAGUACAAUGAGUUGGUGGACAAGGUGACCAGCUCCGAGACCAAAGUGUCCGAGAUGGAAACGACCGUGGAGGACUUGCAGUGGGACAUCGAGAAACUCCGCAACAGGGAACAGAAGCUCAACAAACAUCUGGCCGAAGCCAUGGAGCAGCUCAAGUCUGGAUACAGCAGCAGCGGCAGCUCAGGAGGACUUCCUGGAGGCCAGAUUACACUGAACAUCCAGAAGUUUGAGAGUCUCAACGCCGAACUGGAGCAUAACCAAGAGUUGGCUAAUAGCCGCAUGGCCGAGUUGGAGAAGCUGCAGGUGGAGCUGCAGGAGGCAGUAAGAGAGAGUGAGAAGCUCAAGAUGGACUUGCGGAAUAUUCCAGAGGAGGUUGUGAAGGAGACUCUGGAGUACAAAUGUCUCCAGUCCCAGUUCUCGCUUUUGUACAAUGAGUCUCUCGGGGUGAAAACCCAGCUGGAUGAGGCACGGGCCCUGCUGCUCACUGCCAAGAACGCCCACCUCCGACAGAUUGAGCACAUGGAGAGUGAUGAGCUGUCCCUUCAGAAGAAGCUGCGGACGGAGGUGAUCCAGCUGGAGGACACGCUGGCCCAGGUGCGCAAAGAGUACGAGAUGCUGCGCAUCGAGUUUGAGCAGAACCUGGCAGCCAACGAGCAAGCAGGACCAAUCAACAGAGAGAUGCGACACUUGAUCAGCAGCCUUCAGAACCACAACUUGCAGUUGAAAGGCGACGUGCAGCGCUAUAAAAGGAAGCUGCGGGAAACACAGAUGGAGAUCAACAAGCAGUUGCGCUAUCAAAGCGGCGACGCGGGCGUUCUGACUAUAGAAGAGACGACGAGCGACAGCAUCGAAGUGAAGAAAGAAGAAGAGGAGGACCAGGAGGAGGAGGAGGAGAGGAGGAAAGAACUGGAGCGACAACGUGCUCGGGAGAGAGAGCGAGAGCGAGAGACUGAGCGGGAACGCGAGAGGGAGCGCGAGAGAGAGCGGCAGCGCGGCGACGAGCUGAAGAGAAAAGACUCCGACACGCUGAAGAUGCUGCGAGUGGAGCUGAAGAAAGCUCAGGAGUCCCAGAAAGAGAUGAAGCUCUUGUUAGACAUGUAUAAGUCGGCUCCGAAGGAGCAGAGGGACAAAGUGCAGCUCAUGGCAGCUGAACGCAAAUCUAAAGCCGAGGUGGACGAGCUGAGGAUGCGAGUGCGCGAGCUGGAGGAGAGGGAGAGGAAGGAAAGCAAGAAGCUGGCGGAUGAAGAUGCCCUCAGGAAGAUCAGAGUGGCAGAAGAGACCAUCGAGCAUCUGCAAAAGAAGCUGGCUGCAACAAAGCAGGAGGAGGAAGCCCUGCUCAGCGAGAUGGAUGUGACGGGCCAGGCCUUCGAGGACAUGCAGGAGCAGAACAGCCGCUUGUUGCAGCAGCUCCGGGAGAAGGACGACGCCAACUUCAAGCUGAUGAGCGAGCGGAUCAAAUCCAACCAGAUCUACAAGCUGCUGAAGGAGGAGAAGGAGGAGUUGGCCGACCAAGUGCUCACAUUCAAAACCCAGGUCGACGCCCAGCUGUUGGUUGUGCAGAAGCUGGAGGAGAAGGAGGGAAUCCUGCAGAGCGCCCUGGCUGCUCUGGAGAAGGAGCUGUCGGUCCGGACGCAAGCUCUGGAACUCAACAAGAGGAAGGCGGUGGAGGCUGCCCAGCUGGCAGAAGACCUGAAGGUGCAGCUGGAGCACACGCAGGCCAAGCUUAAGGAGAUCCAGGUGUCCGUGGCUGAGAACCGCACCGCCCGGGAGCGGGAGAGCAGCAACCUGAAACGAGCGCAGGAGGAUCUGUCCAGGCUGAGACGGAAGCUGGAGAAACAAAAGAAGGUGGAGGUGUACUCUGAUGCCGACGAGAUCCUGCAGGAGGAGAUCAACCAGUACAAGGCCAAGCUGCGCUGCCCCUGCUGCAACACGCGGGACAAGGAGACGGUGCUCACCAAGUGCUUCCACGUCUUCUGCUACGAGUGCCUGAAGAUGCGCUACGACACCCGGCAGAGGAAGUGCCCCAAGUGCAACUGUGCCUUCGGCGCCAACGACUUUCACCGCAUCUACAUCACCUAGUUCGCCGAGAGGCGGAAGGUGGAGAAAAGAGAGCCGGCGGGCGGAACCAAAGGAGAGAAACUAACCAGCCAGAGGAGCUGAAGACUUGUUCAAAGGGGCUGAUGCGAUGUGGUUCCCUGGUUAAUCUCUUUGGAAAGACUUGUUUUUACAGCAUCGUUGCUCAUUUGGUGACCAAACCGAUAGUGACACAUCCGACUGAAAGUGUUGUGCUAUAGUUAAUAAACAGUUGUUUGUGCACACAGUGA
This is a messenger RNA of Gasterosteus aculeatus aculeatus (three-spined stickleback), 3331 nucleotides long. It is a transcript of the gene rnf40, whose product is annotated as ring finger protein 40. The record is from RefSeq and is a predicted model, not a curated record. NCBI's taxonomy places the organism in Eukaryota, Metazoa, Chordata, Actinopteri, Perciformes, Gasterosteidae. Gene Ontology annotation, cellular component: HULC complex; nucleus. Gene Ontology annotation, molecular function: metal ion binding; ubiquitin protein ligase activity.